Messenger RNA from Physella acuta, 748 nucleotides. RefSeq lists its product as uncharacterized. The record is from RefSeq and is a predicted model, not a curated record. NCBI's taxonomy places the organism in Eukaryota, Metazoa, Mollusca, Gastropoda, Physidae.
AGAAAGGCUGUCAUUUAUUAUAAAAGGUUUUUUUUUUCCUGUGACCACGAUCUUCAGCCAACUUUUUAAACAUCGUUUUUCUCAGGUCGCCACACAGGUGAAAUUAACGGCUCUAAGCAGGUGGACAAAAUGUCAAGCAUCCCAUUCUAUGUCAUCUGGUCUUGUGUGCUCGGGGUCCUGGUUUACGGCCAACAAACUGGAUCCCAGUACAAACCCAACCUCCCCCCACCCCAGCCGAGCUCGAUCCCGUGCACCAAGGCGUCUGACUGCACCCGGGGCAUCUGCUGCCUGCACGGACGGUGCAGCAUCACCGGCAGCACGUUCGACAGAUGCUACACACGGGUGCCAGAGAACGGCGGGUACGAGCCGGAGUACAGCUGGAAUAAGACGGACCUCUGCCCGUGCCAGCACAACUACCUGUGUAUCAGUCUCAACGCGUCUGACGUGCACCCACAGUACGGUCCCGUGGGGUCGUGUAUGCCCAUAAUGGGGUGAAGGCGGGGUCGUGUUUGUCCAUAAUGGGGUGAAGGCGGGGUCAAAAAGUAAACAAUGGUGUCCUCGUUUGGUCUAGAUGCGGCGCUGAGUGACUAAUGGCCGUCAAACGACUUGGAUAAUGUGUUCUAGUCUGUUACUGAUUAAUUAGAAAGGUCAGCUAAAGAACAUGUUUUAAUGCAGUUGUUACGGGGCUAUAGAUCUGAUAAACAUAAAUAUCAAUGGUAAGAAACAAGAAUAAAUGAUUACAACUUUA